CACCACAGCUUCCUGCUGCGGGUGUGGAGGAGAGGCAGGCGCUGAGCCGAGGGGCAGGGACGCCCGGGGCACAGGGACCACACAGGGUGACUGGUGCCCCAGACCACAGCCCGGGCCCUGGUCCACCCAGGACCAGGGUCUCAGAGCCGGCACCCAGCCCCACUCAAUCCAGCAAGGGGAGGUGGUCCCGGAGCCCCCGGGGAGGACACAGCUGCUCACCAGGACCCCCAGUGGGGGGCCCUCUUGGUCCCUACACACCGCUGCAGCUGAGCCGAGAGGGGCCUGUGGGGCAGCCGGCCCGGCGCAGGCGCCCUCCUGCAGAUGGAGGUGGACGGCCUGACCCCCUAUCCGCUGGGCCUCCUGCUGCUGCCCCUCCUGGCCAUGCUGCUGAUAGCCCUGUGUGUGCGUUGCCACGAGCCGCCCGACUCCUACGACAGCGCUCCCGCAGACAGUUCAAACCCCACGAGCAUCCUGAUCAAACCUCCCUACACUCCAGUUCCCUGGCCACCUGCUGCCUCCUACCCACCUGUUAUCUCCUACCCACCUCCAAGCCAGCCAGACUUGCUCCCCAUCCCGAGAUCCCCGCAGCCCCCUGUGGGUUCCCAUCGGAUGCCGCCUUCCCAACAGGAUUCAGAUGGUGCUAACAGUAUGGCGAGCUACGAGAACCAGGGUGCGUCUGGGAUCUCACGUCCCCGGGCUAGGUGGGGCAGCUGGCAUCUGUCCCAGGUCAUGCUGACCCCUGUGUCAUUGUCCCCAGAGCCAGCCUGUGAGGACGCAGAUGAAGAUGAUGAUGAGGACGACUAUCACAACCCGGGCUACCUGAUGGUGCUUCCUGACAGCACCCCAGCCACUAGCCCUGCUGCCCCCUCAGCUCCUGUGCCCAGUGACCCUGGCCUCCGUGACAGCACCUUCUCCAUGGAAGAUUACGUGAACGUUCCUGAGAGCGGCGAGAGCGCAGAGGCGUCUCUGGAUGGGAGCCGGGAGUACGUGAAUGUGUCCCAGGAGCUGGAGUCCGAGGCUCCAGUCAAGCCUGCUCCCCUGAGCUCCCAGGAAGUGGGGGAUGAAGAGGAAGAGGGGCUUCCGGACUAUGAGAACCUGCAGGAGCUUAACUGACUGCCUGCCAGGGUCACGUCUGUCCUGGAUCCAGCCUUGCGGGCCGGCUGAGCUGGGCAGCUUGAAGUGGCUCGGGGGGCUCCACUUGGUACCCUGCCCUGACUCCAGCUGGACAACAGCCUGAGAAUCCCCCCUAACUUAUUGUCACUUUGGGGGCCAGUCUGUGUCCCCCCCAAUACCCUGCACCUUCUGACGUAGCCUGAGAAUGACCCCCCCCCCGGUCCAGCCCCACCCUCUGUAACCAAAUAAAGGCCACGUGGUCUGUGGCGCCCUUGACUCUGAGGCCCCAGGGGCUGGAGGCUGAUGAGGUUGGGGUGCGCCAGGUCCUGCCUGUGUCUGCGCUGAGAACGUGGGAGGGCUCGCGUGCGUGUGCCUGCGUGUCGGGGAGCCGCAGAGACCUGCGUGUGCGUGUGGUGGGUCUCCGUCACCACAGGGUGAAGUACCUGGCCUGGUCCUGGGAGUGACAGCAGACACUGCCCGGCACACGGCUGCCUUUGGAGUGAGGCUGAGACCCAGGACCCAGGUCGCAUCUCCCCACGAGGUGGUCCAUGCAAGUGCAGCGCUGUUGGCAGAGCCGCUGAUGGUGGGGUCCCCCAGGGGCGGUGUGGAUGUCAACCGUGAGACCCUCCCCAGGCACUCAUCCUCUGUCCUUGUGACCAGGGGCUGGCCCUGAUGACCUCGAGUGCUCUCUUAGUUCUCGGCCUGGGUGGUUCUCAGUAGAUCAGAAACGGUGGCUGCGAGUCGGGUGGGUGUGGUGUGGGCGCCGGAGUCGGCUGCUCUGGAGGGAGCCUGGCUGGGAGGGAGGCAGGGCCCUGACUGCCACCACAGCGAGACCUGGUCUCAAAAAAAAAAGUUCUAGGUGGCUGAAAAAGCUGGUGUGGGGCAGCCCGUUUCAGGUGGCUCCCGCAGGUCUGGCUCAUGCCACCCCGACUCGGUGGCCUGGGCGGGGCCCGGGACUCUGCAUCUCGCUGCAGCACCCAGGGGAGCUCCCUGGGCUGCAUCUUGGACAGCAGGCUGUGACUCUGGUGCCCACCUGACUGGCAUCCCCUGCCCCUUAUUUUGGGAACAUCCCCUUGGGCUCCCCUGGGCUCCCCUCCUUUCCCAGUCUCAUUCCGGUUGAUCUGGAGCUGGUUGAGCCAGCCUGCACCCCGGGAGGGGACCCCAGACAUCCCCCUUGCCUCUGGCCACUGUGAGGGCUCAGGCAGAGGCACGGGAGCAGCCACGUGGCGAGGCACAGGCCUGGGGACGUGCUGGGAGGAGAAGCCUGUCCUUCGCAGCGCUCCUUCAACUGGAGGACAGAGUCCUGGGGCCACCUGGGAAGCCCACCUAGGACAGAGCCAUCGGGAAGGAAAGCGUGUCCCAGAGACGGGCCGGCAUGGCUUCCUGAUCUGACCACACAGGGGCAGGACGACCCUCUCAGGUGUCCUGGUCACCUGGGCCAAUAAAUUACCGUUUGUCUUCAA
Marmota monax (woodchuck) is the source of this 2576-nucleotide messenger RNA. RefSeq names its product linker for activation of T cells (gene Lat). Gene Ontology annotation, biological process: signal transduction. Gene Ontology annotation, cellular component: membrane. Lineage: Eukaryota; Metazoa; Chordata; Mammalia; Rodentia; Sciuridae. The coding region runs from base 322 to 1113 and encodes 263 amino acids. The transcript has 11 exons. The record is from RefSeq and is a predicted model, not a curated record.